Messenger RNA from Aspergillus tubingensis, 996 nucleotides. RefSeq names its product YeeE/YedE family protein. Lineage: Eukaryota; Fungi; Ascomycota; Eurotiomycetes; Eurotiales; Aspergillaceae. The record is from RefSeq and is a predicted model, not a curated record. The transcript has 2 exons. The coding region runs from base 1 to 996 and encodes 331 amino acids. Gene Ontology annotation, cellular component: plasma membrane.
AUGUUCACGCCAGUGCAUACCACGUUCGGGGCGUUGAUGCUCUUCCAGGGCUCUACGGGAUUGCUGUUGCACAAUGGGGCGGUUUUUGGCAUAUCCUCGCUCCUGUCGGGAGCUCUUUUGAAUCCGACGAGGGAUAAUGUGGCUCUCAUUGCUGGUCUGGCGUCGAGUGUUGUCCCCGUCGCUCUCUUCUUGCCGUCCGCCAUUCCAUCAUAUCCCACUGCACCAAGUUCUUGGGGGUCGUGGCUCUUGACCGUGGGCCAUGGGUUUUUGCUGGGAUGGGGUACAAAGAAUGGUCGAGGUUGCACGUCCGGCCACAUGCUCUGUGGUAUUUCUCGAUUGUCGCCACGCUCAUUCAUUGCUACCGCUGUCUUUUUCACCACCGCCCUACUCACAGCCAAUUUCUUCGCUGGCGGCUCCAACAUCCCUCCGUGUGCCGGUGGAACACCCUGCUACAUGCCCGUCUAUCCAUCGACUGCGGAGCUCGCCGUCAUGCUCACCACCACAUUGGUUACAUUCGUAAUGAACUUUGUCGUCGUUCCCCGUACCCUCGAGAGAUCCGAACGCUCAAGGACUAUAUUUUCGUAUCUGGCGGGUCUGGAAUUUGGCGUAGGCCUGCUGUUCUCUGGAAUGGCUGACCCAGCCAAGGUCCUGCGGUUCUUUGCCUUCCUGUCUGACCCAUCGCGAUUCGAUCCAUCACUGGCACUCAUAAUCCUCUUCGGAAUCGGCCCGUCACUGAUAACCUUCUUGUCGACCAAACCAGGGAAACAGACCGAUAACAAGGCGGAACGGUCCACACCCACUCUGGCGGGACAAUGGAGACUUCCCACUGCGACUGUAGCAGAUAUUGACUGGAGAUUUGUGGCAGGCGGGGUCGCUUUCGGCCUCGCUUGGGGACUACGUGGAGUAUGCCCAGGUCCAGCCAUCCUGCGCAGUGUGCUCCAGCCGGUUUGGGGGCUUGCAGAGAUGACUGGUUUUAUGCUAGGGAAUUUGAUGUGA